Molecule: messenger RNA, 1011 nt
Organism: Dacryopinax primogenitus
Lineage: Eukaryota; Fungi; Basidiomycota; Dacrymycetes; Dacrymycetales; Dacrymycetaceae
Product: aspartic proteinase precursor
Exons: 2
Coding region: 1-1011 (336 amino acids)
Biological process (GO): proteolysis
Molecular function (GO): aspartic-type endopeptidase activity
Source: RefSeq, a predicted model, not a curated record
AUGCCGAGCGACGGUACUAGCGUGAGCGCGACCAAUAUCCUCCAGACGUACACUAUGGCGGUCAACAUCGGCAACCCGCCUACGACCUACAGCCUGCUCAUCGAUACAGGGAGCAGCAACACCUGGUGUGGUGCGGCUACGGCGUACAAUCCUACCUCCACCUCGAACGAUACGGGCUCGACGGUUAGUGUUUCCUACGGCUCGGGCCAGUUCUCUGGCGAGGAGUAUACCGACCAAGUCGACUUGGGCGGCGGACUCGUCAUCAACAACCAGUCCAUUGGGGUCGCCUCCACUGAUGAGGGCUUCCAAGGUGUCGACGGCAUCAUCGGUAUCGGCCCUGUUGACCUGACAGAUAGCACCGUCUCCUCCGGACAGCCAGUGCCCACCGUGACGGACAACUUGUACCAGCAGGGUACCAUCCAAACCGAGAUGAUCGGGAUCUACUACGCGCCGACCACGCAUUCUGGCACCCCCAACGGCGAACUCACCUUCGGCGGAAUCGACCAGAGCCGCAUCACGAGCGAUGUCACCUACACGCCGAUCACGAGCACUUCCCCCGCCAGCAACUACUGGGGUAUCGACCAGACUAUCUCCUACGGCGGGCAGCAGAUCCUGAGCUCCGCAGGCAUCGUCGACACUGGCACGACGCUCGUGCUCAUCGCUAGCGACGCCUUCCAGGCAUACAUGCAGGCUAUCCCCGGAUCAAAGGUAGACCAGAACUCAGGCCUGCUUGAGGUCCCCGCCAAUCAGGUAGCGACCCUCCAGCCCCUAGCGUUCAACAUCGGCGGAACGACCUUCAAGUUCACCGGCACCGAUCAGCUGCUCGAUCAGAGCUUGAAUGAGCAGUUCGGCGGGACGCGCAAUGCGUACUAUUCGAUUGUCUCGGAUCUAGGAUCGGAGUCCGGCCAGGGCUUGGACUUCAUUAAUGGCUAUUUCUUCCUGGAGCGCUUCUAUAGCGUAUAUGAUACGACUAACAGGCGGGUCGGGUUUGCAACUACUGCUAACAGUUAG